Molecule: messenger RNA, 1053 nt
Organism: Yamadazyma jaroonii
Lineage: Eukaryota; Fungi; Ascomycota; Pichiomycetes; Serinales; Debaryomycetaceae
Source: the annotation of a GenBank genome assembly
AUGUUUUCAGGUUUUGGUUCAGGUUUUGGUAAUAUUGGAUCUUUUGGUGUUCCUAUGAACAACAAAUUUGAAGAUUACUUCAGAGUUUAUCCAAUUGCUAUGAUGCCUGAUCAUAUAAGGAAAGAUGAUGCUAAUUUUGGAGGUAAAAUCUUCUUACCUCAAUCAGCUUUAAAUAAGUUAACUAUGUUACAUAUUAGAUAUCCUAUGUUAUUUGAAUUAUUAAAUGAAAAUAAUCAAAUAACAACCCACAGUGGGGUGUUGGAAUUUGUAGCUGAAGAAGGAAGAGCUUAUAUACCUCAAUGGAUGAUGAAUACUUUAGAGAUUGAACCUGGUCAUUUAAUUCAAAUUUCAAGUUGUGAUUUACCCUUAGGUAAAUUUGUUAAAAUUGAGCCCCAAUCAGUUGAUUUCUUAGAUAUCAGUGAUCCUAAAGCUGUUUUGGAAAACGUUUUAAGAAAAUUUUCUACUUUAACCGUUAAUGAUAUUAUUGAAGUCAAUUAUAAUGAUACAAUUUAUGGAAUCAAAGUUUUGGAAGCAAAACCUGAAAGUGAAAACAAAGGUAUUUGUGUAGUGGAAACUGAUUUAGAAACUGAUUUCGCUCCUCCUAAAGGAUAUGUUGAACCAGAAUAUAAACCAAAAGUUCAGCCACCAACAGAAUCCAUAACGCCUUCAAGUGUUAAUAAAGGUGCUGGUGCAGCAACUAUGGCUAAAUCAUUAAAUUAUGCUAACAUAGCUUCAUCUUCCAAAGAUACAUUUGGAGGUUCAGGGCAAAAAUUAUCAGGUAAAACUGUUGAAGAGAAAACCAUAAAUGUUGAUGAUUUAGAUAUUAAUUUACCUCCUGCACCUUUCCCUGUACCUGAAAAUCAAUUAUUUUUCGGGUUCCCUGUUGUUUUACCCAAACCUGAGAUAGUAGAUGAGCAACAAGCACAAGAAACAGAAGUAUUUAGUGGCCAAGGUCAAUCAUUAAGACAAAGUAAAAAAAGGAAAGAUAAAAAUAAUGAUUCAUUCCCAUUAAAAAAUCAUUCACGAAGUCCCGAUUAUAUAGAGAUUGAUUAG